UCAACGCACUGAGUGAGUGAGCAAGUCUACCACACCGGUUAUAUCUCUAACCUCUCUCUCCGAGUUUCUAUUCUUUCUUUUUAUCGAACACAUAGACUGCAACCGAAGAAGAAGAAAAGAAACCUAAAAAAUGCAUUCAUUCGGUUACAGAGCCAACGCUUUGCUAACCUUUUCGGUUACGAUUCUUGCUUUUAUGUGCGCCAUGGCUUCUCUCUCCGACACUCUCAAUUCCCCUUCACCUUCUGCACAAGUCCAGGUGUUGAACAUUAAUUGGUUUCAGAAACAGCCCAACGGCAAUGACGAGGUCAGCAUGACAUUGAAUAUUUCCGCAGAUUUACAGUCUCUGUUCACAUGGAAUACAAAACAGGUUUUUGUAUUUUUAGCUGCUGAAUAUGAUACACCAAAACAUCCUGUGAAUCAGAUAUCCCUGUGGGAUGGUAUUAUUCCCUCUAAAGAGCAAGCUAAGUUUUGGAUUCACACAUCAAAUAAAUACCGCUUCAUUGAUCAGGGAAGCAAUUUGCGCGGUAAAGAAUAUAACUUGACUUUGCACUGGCAUAUUAUGCCAAAAACUGGAAAAAUGCUGGUAGAUAAAUUAGUAUUGCCAGGUUAUCGAUUGCCUGAGGCAUACAGAUGAUGUUUCUUGUCAUGUUAACGUUUUUGAUGUAACUUUAGACUUUUCUAUAUCAGAUAUAUAAGUUUCCUUCAAAGAACUAGAAUCAGUGCAAAGAAAUAUGUGAUUUUAGUGGAAAUGAAUAGCUUUUGAAUACUUGAUGCGAAAUUUGCCUGUGAUGUGUGGUUUUGAAUUGUUUCAACUUUAUUGUUCUCAAGUAGGAAGUGGGUCCUCUAAAUCAAAUGAACGGUACUACAGUUGAGAUGACUCUUUGAUCUAAAGAAAUAAAACUUCACUAUUUAAAUUUAA
This is a messenger RNA of Cicer arietinum (chickpea), 919 nucleotides long. RefSeq names its product signal peptidase complex subunit 3B. Gene Ontology annotation, biological process: protein targeting to ER. Gene Ontology annotation, cellular component: signal peptidase complex; membrane. The record is from RefSeq and is a predicted model, not a curated record. Lineage: Eukaryota; Viridiplantae; Streptophyta; Magnoliopsida; Fabales; Fabaceae.